This is a messenger RNA of Drosophila persimilis, 2088 nucleotides long. RefSeq names its product prolactin regulatory element-binding protein. Lineage: Eukaryota; Metazoa; Arthropoda; Insecta; Diptera; Drosophilidae. The coding region runs from base 278 to 1609 and encodes 443 amino acids. Gene Ontology annotation, molecular function: guanyl-nucleotide exchange factor activity; GTPase activator activity; protein binding. Gene Ontology annotation, biological process: protein secretion. The transcript is spliced from 4 exons. The record is from RefSeq and is a predicted model, not a curated record. Gene Ontology annotation, cellular component: endoplasmic reticulum membrane.
CACCAACAAAAAAAAACACGGCAAGCAAAUAGAUAAUUACACUUAAUUAAACAACGCAUCACACAGAAAACGAUGGAGAACCUUAACUAGAGACGGCAGAGCAGCCAUUGCGGAAGAUAAAGUGCGUAUAUAUUUGAUUGGGAAUCCUCCAGCAGGCAGCGGAUCGACCCAAAUAAAUGUGCCCCUGAGUCAGUGCCAGAGCUGAUAAAACGUCGAAGUCCACAACAAACCAUCGAAUCGAUCCAGUCCGGUCGAUUUCCCGUGUUAAUAAUUGAUAAUGGCCCCGACACGCAGACCCAGCGAUGGCCUGCUGGCCCGCGUCAAUUUCCCCCUAUAUGCCGUGGAUAUGCUGACCAGCCGCCACAUUCUGGUGGCCGGCGGCGGAGGUUCCAGCAAGACGGGUGUAGCAAAUGGCUUUGAAAUCUACGAGUUGUACCACAAUGGCAGUCAUUUUUGUGCCGAGGAAGUGCUGCGCCACGAGACGGGUGCCAAUGUGGUGAUGAAUUUCGCGGUGCGAAACAAUGGACGAAGGGGAUAUUUGUGUGCCGGACAGGAGGCUCAUUGCCAGAUGUACUAUGUCCAGCCGCGCAUCGAAACGGAGGAGGAUGGUGGCGACAAAAAACCCAAUCCCGUGGAGCGGCCCCAUGAGAACGGGAAUGUAAGGCAGCGCGGCGGAGCAGCAGCAGCAGCCCAUUCGGGUGUGGAAUUCAUAGCCAAUGGCCAUAAACCACCUACCUCGGUCGACGAUCUACUUAAGCAGUUCCAGCGCCUACGCUUCGACAUCCAGGCGGCGGAUGUGGUGCAAACGGACUUCCUUAAGAGCUCAGAGCCACUGCAGAGGGUGGUGCGAAUCAGUGGCAAUGGCAGGCUAAUGGCCACCGGCGGCACCGAUGGGAAGCUACGCAUUUGGUCGUUCCCUCAGAUGACACUGGGAGCCGAGCUGCCGGCGCACAGCAAGGAAAUCGAUGACCUGGACUUUAGUCCCGACAGCAAAUACAUUGCGAGCAUUUCCAAGGAUUCGCAGGGACUGGUGUGGGACCUGAGCACAGGCAAACUGCACCACAAGCUGCAAUGGCAGACGCCCGAGGGGUCCAAGUAUCUCUUCAAGCGUUGUCGUUAUGGUACCGUGGAGGCGCACAAGGACAACUAUCGCCUUUUCACCAUUGCAAAUCCCCUGGGAAAGGUGGGAAAACAGCGGGGAUAUCUGCAGCACUGGGACUGCGCCAGCGGCAAGCUGCGCCAUGCGGUGGCCAUCGAUGAGAGUUUGUCCUCGCUGGCAGUGCGGGAUGAUGGUAGAUUUGUGGCUGUGGGAACCAUGUUCUCGGGCAGCGUAUCCAUGUACAUAGCAUUUACUCUGCAGCGUGUUCUGCACAUUCCUCAUGCUCACUCGAUGUUCGUGACGGGUCUGCAAUUUCUGCCCAUAACCAACGAGGAGGGGCCGCCCAUCUCGAGCGAUACAGAGGCGGCUGUUCUGUCCAUCUCUGUGGACAAUAAAGUCUGCAUUCAUAGUCUGGCCCAAAGGCGUACUAUCCCUGCCUGGAUGGCCGUUGCCUUUAUUAUUGUCAUGAUAUUCGCCGUCUUUGUGUUGUGCUCGUACAUUGGCAUCUGAUGUCGAAUGUUGGGUGACAAGUUAAAUCAAUUUGCAUUAUUAGUUUGUAAAACAAGGUUUAGUUUUUGUAAUAGGCCACAAGACCCACGCCCACACCCACAUCCCCCACAUCCCAUCCCCGUCCAUUUCCCGAACUCUCGUUAAUUAAUUUAAGUGUAUAGUUUUUUGUGCCGGCUGCCUUAUCUCCCACACGAAUUGCAAUCUUUUGCUUAAUUGUAUAAUAAUUUGCCUUAUCUCUCUCCCAUUUGGCAGCUCUGCCAUAAUUGUAAAUGAUUGUUUGAUUAUAAUAAUAAUUGGUGUUUAGUUAUAUGAUCGCAUUAAAAGCGAAUCAAACAGGUGAAUGAAUGGACUGGUGGUGCCUCAACUUCCAGUUCCAGCAGUCAAAUUACACAACUCAUGUAAACUCAAUUUUAUAAUCGAAAUGUUUGUUAACCGAAUACAGAUGGGCUCCAUCCCACUCAUUCUACUGAAUGAAACAA